Molecule: messenger RNA, 2893 nt
Organism: Clarias gariepinus (North African catfish)
Lineage: Eukaryota; Metazoa; Chordata; Actinopteri; Siluriformes; Clariidae
Gene: stac
Product: SH3 and cysteine rich domain
Exons: 12
Coding region: 254-1567 (437 amino acids)
Biological process (GO): skeletal muscle contraction; positive regulation of voltage-gated calcium channel activity; positive regulation of protein localization to plasma membrane
Cellular component (GO): extrinsic component of cytoplasmic side of plasma membrane
Molecular function (GO): transmembrane transporter binding
Source: RefSeq, a predicted model, not a curated record
AGUCGCUUGUGGAGAUCGUAAACGCGUCGGAAAUAAAGCGACACGCGCUCUCAGUUCAUUUAAAAAAAACAAAACGAAAGUCCACUUUCACUAGUGUUUAAUCAGCAAAUAAAGCAGUGCGCGUGCUCUUCUUCCGAGCGCGAUGUGAGCCCAGGGGAUCCAGUUGAACGGAACAAGCAGGAAUCAUGUAAACACCGCAGCCACGGUGGGGUUGUUUGUUUUUUGUUGUGCGUUCUCACUCCGGGGUGCAGCCAUGAUUCCUCCUGUUAACGCGACGCAGACCGACAGCGACGGGAGCGAGAAGGAGAAAGAGCAAGAGCGCGCGCCGGAGCAGAGCGAGCCGCCGUUGUCUCCGACAUCCGCGAGCCAGCACGAGUCCAAGCUGCAGAAGUUGAAGCGCUCACUUUCCUUCAGGACCAAGAGCCUCCGCAGCAAAAGUGCCGACAACUUCUUCCAGCGACCGAGUCCUGAGGUUAGCAACAGCAGCAGCACGGGACAGCUUAGUACUAUCGGGGUGUCUGUCUCGGCUCCGCUCGAGUCCUGUUACAUCCCACCCUUGACUCCGCCUCCCACAAUUCUAACUGGACUUCCAUUAACCAUCUGUUCGCCAUCACGCGCGCCGCGACCACCCGACCCCACGGCACACACCUUCCUGGAGCACACGUUCAAGAAGCCACACUUCUGCGACGUCUGCAACCAUAUGAUUGUAGCUUGCCAAGGCGGAGCAGGCAAAGUUUUCGGCCCGAAUGCCAAGCUGGGACUUCGCUGCAAAGCGUGUAAAAUGGGCAUCCAUCACAAGUGUCUCAACAGGGUGGGGCAGCAGAGGUGCAUGGGCAAACUGCCUAAAGGCUUCCGGAGAUACUCCAGCUCCCCGCUGCUGAUCCAGGAGCAGUUUGGCUGCAUUAAAGAAGUCAUGCCUAUCGCAUGCGGCAGUAAGGUGGACCCUGUGUACGAGGCACUACGGUUCGGGACGUCUCUCGCUCAGAAGACCAAGAGGGCCAGCGGCUCAGACUCGCCCCCAAGAAACUCUACCAGUGAUCUUGCCGAGGUUCCUGAAGAAGCAGCACACUGCAGUCAUGCACUACUGACCAGGAAACACAGUGACAAUGUCUUCACGUCUCUGGAGAAUGGAAUGGAAACCUUCCACGAAGAAGAGAAGAAACCAGAGGACUCACAGACUGAUGAAGACGAAGAGCUGCAGAAGGACAUCCUGCCGCUGAACACCUACGUGGCUUUGUACAGAUUUACCCCACAAGAAAAUCAGGACCUGGAGAUGAGACCUGGAGAUCGGAUAAUCCUGGCAGACGACUCUAAUGAAGAUUGGUGGAAGGGUAUGAUUGAUGACAGGAUAGGUUUCUUCCCAGCCUCCUACGCGCACCUGGUGAAGGAAGGAGACCGGGUGCUCAGGUGUCACCGCACCUUCAUCGGGUGUAAGGAGCAGGGCCAAAUCACCAUAAAAGAGGGACAGAUCUGCGUGAGCGGCGAGGACGAGAGAAACGGCUUCAUCCGAGUGUCCAGUGGAAAGAAACAAGGCUUUGUCCCUUGUGAUGUUCUGGAGGACAUCUGAACAACAAGAAAUGAGUGAUUAUGAGAACGACAGAAGAAGAGUGAUGGAUAAACAGAAGAGAAGAUGCUCUUUCAGGAAACAGGAAGUAAAGCUGGAGCGACUGGUUUAAAAAAACAAGCUCUUCUCUUUUUUCUCCAUCUGUUUGUGCGUGUGAAAAUGAGAGGACAGGAAGUGGAUGGACUUGGAGACUUCUGGGAAAAAGAGACUUAAAAUCUAAAUGCUUUAGAAAAAGACUUGAUUGGGAACAUCAGAUGAUUACCCAACGCUCAGAACUGUUUUCAAAUCAGGAAAGAAUACAGUUUUAUUUAAGAACCCAGCAUUGGUUUAAUUCUAGUCCUGAGACUAAAACUUAGGACCUUCUGAGGAGCAUAAGCGCUUGAAACAAAUUCCAUCCUGGAUUCUUAACUAGAACACAAUUAAAUAAAUAUCAAAUACUGAUUGGUAUAAUUUGUUUUUAAGAAACAAAAAUGAAUGCCCUCUUUUUUUUUUUUUUACUUCUUUUAUAAAUUCAUGUCCUUGUGACAUGGGGAAAAAGUUUAGCGAACACUCCAGAAAGAUCUGCCUGAUAGGAUGCAUUGGGCAUAUCACAUAUUUGUCAAGAGAGUUUUUCAAAAUGAGGAUGUGACAACAAACAAAGGAAAAAACUCAUUCUUAACCACAAAAGGCACAGAGAAUCAAUUUGUAACAAAAAUCUUGGGAAAUGUGCAUGGAAGAUUUCUAAUAAUUCUUGUAAGGAGUUACACUGCUCUACACUGCCUCUUAGGUCUUUUAUUUCCUCUUGUUUUAAUUUUUAGGUCAUAAUCAUAAAUAACUUUCAGGUUAGCAACCAAAACUUGGUUUAAUACACUUUAUAAAAGUUUCAUUUUAAAAAUUUUCUGCUCAAAACCAACAUAACCAAUGAACAAAGUUAUUACUCAUAGGACUUUAUAUAUUUAGUAGUAAUAUUGAUUCUGACAUUUUAAUUACUUCUUGUUUUAGGAGAUAAAUCUGAAACACCUUUUCAUUUUUUUAUUAUUUUUCUUUUUUUUCACACAAGGAAUAUUUCAUCCCAAAAUUACCCUGAAACAGGUUUGUUGUAUGAAUUGUAUGUUUGGCUAAACAGAUGGACAGUACGAUUCAAAUGUUUAUACACACCUGCUCAUGGAAAGUCUUAAUUUUGGCUGUUUUAGUGUAAACUGAACACUAUUAAGUAACAAAAGAAUCCAGACUACACAAGAAAAGUUACACUAAUCCAAAGUAUUUUAUAUGUAAUUCUUAAAAAUAUUCCUGAUAAGAGUUACACUAUAUACUUUCAACUUCUUUUUCAACUUCAACAAUCCAAAUGAA